AUGAAUACUAAUUUAAAAUGUCACAAUCAUUGCAAUUUAACGUCAUUUACAAAAUUACAAAGUCAGAAUAUUUCAACAGAUGAAUUAUAUUAUUGGCAAGUACCAAUCGAUAUCAUUGAUUUAUACGAAUCAAAUGAAUGUGAUCCGAAGUAUGAAUAUCGAUGUACAUCGGGUAUGUGUAUUGAUAAGGAUUUUGCUUUCGAUUACACGAUCGAUUGUCUUGAUCGAAGCGACGAAAAAAGAAUACACUUUGGUAGGUGUUUUGAAAAUCCUUCGAACGAUUGCGAAGAGUUUCAAUGCGCAUGGGCGGAUAAAUAUCCAUGUGGUGAUGGAGAAUGUGUAUCGAAUGCAAUGACUGAAUCAGAGAAAGAGGCAGAUGUUUGUUCCAAUGGAAGAAAUAAAUGGUUUUUAACAACUCAAAUCAAUGUAACAAAGAAUUUUUGUCGAACUUGUCUUCUUUGUAAUAUAAAUGGAGCUUAUAACGCUUCAUAUGAAGCAUUCAUAGAUUGUAGAUUUAUGUCGAUUAAUACUGCAUGCAAGACAAAAUGUAAAAACAUUCUUUUGUCAAAUUUCCCCCUUUUCUAUCCUGACGUUCGAUUUAUUUAUACGUUUACUCGUGAUAAAACACCUAUGUUAACAUGUUAUGACAAUGAUAAAUGUAAUCUCUAUCCUUCAAACUUCAAUUACUCUGGUUUAACUUGUCGUGAGACAACAACUUGUUUUACAAAAGAAAACGCGGUUAGUUUCGUUACAUCUCUUUCUCAUGUACGACGUGAUUUUACUCAAUUUAUUUCGUAUAUGCGUCUCGUUUUUUCUGCAUGUGCACUUCCAUCACCGAUGAUCGGAUGGAAUUCAUCAAAACUCUACUCAUGUCCAGAUUCAUGCCGAUUGAUAUCUUUUCACCGUGUCGCAGACCAUUUCUACGAUUGUCCGAAUUCAUUGACUGAUGAAACAUACGAAGGAAAUCUUUGCCGUCAGAAUUUAUCAACACUACCAGCAACGGAAGGACGUUGUGAAGACGGAUCAGAUCGAAUGUAUCCAUUUAUAUGUCGACAUCGAACCAAUAUUGGAUGUCAAUAUCUACGUAGUUUGAAGAUUUCCAAUAAAUAUUUUCUCUUCCAGGAAAUCUGUAAUGGCCGAGUUCAUCCCGAACUUAUCGAAGAUGAAGAUAAUUGCGAUGAAUGGAAACGUAAUUGUAAUCCGGUCUAUCAAAAAUGCAAUCAACUUCUUAAUUCAUCAACUUAUGAGUCAUGUAUACCGAUGUUAUGGGCAAAAAAUAGCAAAACCAAAUGUUAUGUGGGUGUCAAUGAAAAUAAUUAUUGUCAACGAAAUUAUCCAAACGAUGACCAUAAAGUCUUUCGUUGUUUUAAUGAUUCGAAAUGUAUUGAAUUUCAAGAUUUAUGCGAUGGAGUCUUUCAUUGUCCAUUUCAUGACAAUGAAACCAUUUGUUUAGAUAAAAAAAACAAUACAAAAUGCCCGUAUGGAACUUAUCCUUGUGAUAUAAAACAAAGCUACUGUGAACCAAAACAGAAUCAAUGUGAUAGUCGAGUAACAUUGUUUUCUAUUGAUAAUCAUCGUCAAUAUCCAUCGGUGAAAUCUCCGCGACCAAUAAAAGAUGUUGAAAGAAAAACUCGUAGUUGUCGCGAUGUGAAUCCGUCUACAUUGAAUAAAUAUCGUUGUCAUCGAGGAAUUGUUGUUAAUUCGCCCAUUGAUGGUGAACAAUGUUUAUGUUCACCCGCAUAUUAUGGUCGAACAUGUGAAUAUCAAUCCGAACGAAUUUCUAUUGCGUUAAAUAUUCGAUUAAAUACUCGACAAACAUCAUCAGAAAUUGUUUACAAAUUAUUAAUUCGUCUUCAAACAUUAUCGAAUAUGUUUUUUGACUCUACUGAACUUUAUUACGCAACAAUAUUCGAUACUGUACCCAUUUAUAAACAAGUUGUUUAUCUUCGAGCACCACGAUUGUAUGAAAUGUAUUCGAUUGUCAUUGAUGUGUUUCAGAUAUCGAAAACAGAUGUUGAGUAUCAUUCAUCGUUUUAUUAUAAGAUUGCUUUUCCAUUUCUACCUGUUAAUCGACUUGCUACGAGAAUAAUUCUUACCGAUCGAAUCAUUUCCAAAGUUCAAUGUGAAAAAAAUUGUACUGAAAAUGGGCAAUGCCGUGUUUACUCCAAUCGUGUUGAGGAAUAUUAUUGUUUAUGCCAUUCGGGUUGGUCAGGAGAAUUUUGCCAAAUCAAGCAACAAAUAUCUUGUUCACCAUUAUCAUUCGCAUUUCAUUCUCAUUGUAUUUGCCCAUUGAAUCAUUUAGGACGAUACUGUUAUGCACAUGUUGAUAUUUGUCGCAGAUCAUCCUAUUGUCAAAAUAACGGUACCUGUAUUUCAGUCGAUCUUCGAACUAAUAAUGUAGUUUGUAUAUGCCUUCCAAAUUUUCACGGUCAAUAUUGUCAAGAGUCCUCUGCUUAUGUCAAUAUUACAAUGAACAAUAUGUGGCGCGAAGAUCGUACAAAAACUCAUAUUCCUGUUGUUAUUGUUCAUAUGGCGUCUCUGAGCAAUCGAUUAGCAGCUGCUUCAACGUUCAAUCGUUAUAUUUACAAAAAUGUUUUACUUGAUUCGAAUAUAAUUAGUUUUUCCGAAACAGAUACUCUACCAACAUUUGUAUUCGUUGAAAUUUAUUUCGAUACAAACACUCGGAAAUCUUAUCACCUCGUUACUGUGAUGCGAAAAUUCGCAGCAAAUGUUAGAACCAGUAUUUUACCAUCCAAUCGUUGUUAUCAAGUAGAUGAAUUAUUAGAUUCAUCGAUUAUGUCGUUAUCGUAUAUCAAACGUAUCAAAUACUAUAAUCGUCCUUGUGAUAUUCUUGAUGUUCGAUGUUUCUACGAUGAAUUUCACGUUUGUCUUUGUAAUAAUAAUGCUUUUCUUGAUUGUGUUCGAUUUGAUCAUUCAAAAAGUUCUUGUCCAACUGACGAGGUAACUUGUUUGAAUGAUGGUCGAUGUUAUCAACCGAUGCAAACAACGAUCAAUUUCGAAUUUGCUUGUGUUUGUCCGCGUUGUUACUUCGGAGAUCGAUGUCAGUUCACAAUGACUAAAUACACCAUUCCUUUAGACGCUCUACUCGAUCAACAUAUUCUUAUUGGCAGAUCACUCUCGGAACAAUUACCACUUAUUCAUUGGAUGGUGGCCAUUGUUGUAAUUCUUGUUGUUGUCGGCUUCCUUACUAAUGGACUUUGUAUUCUUACAUUCGCGCAAAGAACGACACGUAAAUUAGGAUGUGGAUGGCAUUUGUUGAUUACUUCAAUUGUGAGUCAGUUGGGAAUCGUUAUUUUUGGAAUAAGAUUGAAUUCGUUUGGUACAACGAACAAAACAUUCUUGUCACUAUCCUGUAUUUUAUUGGAAUUUUUCUUAUCGAUUUUACCAACGAUUAACGAUUGGUUAAGCACUUGCGUUACAGUGGAAAGAACAAUCAUAGCUGCGCAUGGUGUAAAAUUCAACAGAAGGAAAAGUGUUUAUUAUGCGAAGAUUGUUAUUCUAAUUGUUGUAGUGAUAAAUGUUGUAAGUGCGUUGCAUAAGCCGUUUCAUCACCGUUUAGUCAUCGACUCCCAGCAUGGAAAUGACGUAUUCGCGUGUGUUGCUAAUCAUUCUCAACAACAAUGGAUGAGUUUAUAUGAAAUUACUAUCAAUUUAUUUCAUUUCAAUAUUUGUUUUAAUAAUAAUUCUCGUGCGUCGUAA
Molecule: messenger RNA, 3720 nt
Organism: Adineta ricciae
Lineage: Eukaryota; Metazoa; Rotifera; Eurotatoria; Adinetida; Adinetidae
Source: the annotation of a GenBank genome assembly